Sebastes umbrosus (honeycomb rockfish) is the source of this 4140-nucleotide messenger RNA. It is a transcript of the gene adgrg7.1, whose product is annotated as adhesion G protein-coupled receptor G7, tandem duplicate 1. Gene Ontology annotation, molecular function: G protein-coupled receptor activity. Gene Ontology annotation, cellular component: membrane. The record is from RefSeq and is a predicted model, not a curated record. Lineage: Eukaryota; Metazoa; Chordata; Actinopteri; Perciformes; Sebastidae. The annotation marks the transcript as partial. The transcript is spliced from 17 exons. Gene Ontology annotation, biological process: cell surface receptor signaling pathway; G protein-coupled receptor signaling pathway.
ACUGGUCCUACUGAUACUACUACUUUAAAUACUACUACUUUUGCUCCUGCUACUGCUACUAAUAGUCCUACUGAACCUACUGCUUUAAGUACUACUACUUUUACUCCUGCUACUGAUACUACUAGUCCUACUGAACCUACUGCUUUAAGUACUCCUACUGUUACUCCUGCUACUGAUACUAAUAGUCCUACUGAACCUACUGCUUUAAGUACUACUACUUUUGCUCCUACUACUGAUACUAAUAGUCCUACUGAACCUACUGCUUUAAGUACUCCUACUUUUGCUCCUACUACUGAUACUAAUAGUCCUACUGAACCUACUGCUUUAAGUACUACUACUUUUGCUCCUACUACUGAUACUAAUAGUCCUACUGAACCUACUGCUUUAAGUACUCCUACUUUUACUCCUGCUACUGAUACUACUGGUCCUACUACUACUUCUACUUUAAAUACUACUACUUUUGCUCCUACUACUGAUACUACUAGUCCUACUGAACCUACUGCUUUAAGUACUCCUACUUUUACUCCUGCUACUGAUACUAAUAGUCCUACUGAACCUACUGCUUUAAGUACUACUACUUUUGCUCCUACUACUGAUACUACUAGUCCUACUGAACCUACUGCUUUAAGUACUCCUACUUUUACUCCUGCUACUGAUACUAAUAGUCCUACUGAACCUACUGCUUUAAGUACUACUACUUUUACUCCUGCUACUGAUACUAAUAGUCCUACUGAACCUACUGCUUUAAGUACUCCUACUUUUACUCCUGCUACUGAUACUAAUAGUCCUACUGAACCUACUGCUUUAAGUACUCCUACUUUUGCUCCUGCUACUGAUACUAAUAGUCCUACUGAACCUACUGCUUUAAGUACUCCUACUUUUACUCCUGCUACUGAUACUAAUAGUCCUACUGAACCUACUGCUUUAAGUACUCCUACUUUUGCUCCUACUACUGAUACUACUAGUCCUACUGAACCUACUGCUUUAAGUACUCCUACUUUUACUCCUGCUACUGAUACUAAUAGUCCUACAGAACCUACUGCUUUAAGUACUACUACUUUUACUCCUGCUACUGAUACUACUAGUCCUACUGAACCUACUGCUUUAAGUACUACUACUUUUGCUCCUGCUACUGAUACUAAUAGUCCUACUGAACCUACUGCUUUAAGUACUACUACUUUUGCUCCUGCUACUGAUACUACUGGUCCUACUACUACUUCUACUUUAAAUACUACUACUCUUGCUCCUGCUACUGAUACUACUGGUCCUACUACUACUUUAAAUACUACUACUUUUGCUCCUGCUACUGAUACUACUGGUCCUACUACUACUACUCCUACUGCUACUGCUGCUACUACUACUACUACUCCUCCUCCUACUACUACCAGUACUACUACUACUACUACUACCGGUACUACUCCUACCAGCACUACUCCCCCUACCAUCACUCCUCUGGUGUGUGAUAAUGGUGGGGUAUCACUGAACGGGGUCUGUAUCUGUCCUGAUGAAUGGACCGGAGAGACCUGCUCAGAAGAAAACUUCUGCCAAGUCGAAGAGUUGGAGGGUUUCAGUUUCCCAAUCACACCCAUCGGCUGGUUCGCUUAUUCUAAAGAAACUUGUCCAAAAGGAACGAGUGGUGCUGGUAAACCCCGGGCUUCCACCAGAUGUUCCACCAAGAACGGACAGCCGAGUUUCCAGCGUCCGCCACAGGUCCUCCAGUGUGACCAGACGCUCAGCGACUUACAACAAAAUCUCACCAGUCCGGAGGAUUUAGAGAAGCUGGCGGCGAGCACUCAGAUUCUGACCUCCAAACCUGAAGAGCUGACGGCUGAAAACAUCACGGCAGCAGCUCAGAUCGCCAACACGCUGCUGCUGUCGCCAAACGCCACCGAGAGUGUCCGGGUGGCAGCGGUAGCAACCGUCAGCCAGCUGCUGAACGCCAGCACGCCGGACGGUGGCGAGGAAGACAACGCUACGCUGGGCCUGACGGUGACCCUGGACCAGCUCGCGGUCAACCUCAGCCUCAGUGUCGGUGCGUCCCGGUCUCAGGUGGUUCAACCGAACCUGGUGGUCCAGUCGGCUCAGAUUCCUGCAGCCGACACUCAGGGGGUCCAGUUCACGUCUCUCUCAGGAACGUCUGGCAGCUUCGUAGCCGACCGCAUUCAGCUGAACACCAACACGUCAACGGUCGUGGUGGAAAACGGGUUCAUAGCCGACGCCGUGGUCUACGUACGAUUCCCACCAGACGAAGCGUUCGGCGUUCGGCAGAAGCCGGCGAACGUCUCGCUGGGCUUCGUCCUCUACCAGAACGAUCGUUUCUUCAGGUCGAGGCGCUACAGGCCGCGGCGGACCACCAUCAGGGUCCUGUCGGCCACCGUCCAAGGUCAGGGGCGCCGCGUGGUGCCGCAACACGUGGAGAUGCUGUUCAGACCAACGGUGAUGAACGGGACGUCUCUGUUCGACUUCGCUUGUGUUUUCUGGGACUACGAUCUGCAGGACUGGAGCACCGCCGGCUGCUCUAAAGGAAACGCUUCCGACGGACUCCUCCGAUGUUUCUGCAACCACACCACCAACUUCGCCGCUCUCUGGUCGUUCAGAGCGAACUAUGAAUACGCUGAAGCCCUCGGCGCCAUUUCUGUUGUCGGACUUUCCUUUUCUAUUCUGGGUUUGAUCGUUACGAUAAUUCAUCACCUUAAAGUCAACUUUCAGAAAAAGGACGAGGACGAAGUCAAGGACUCCCAGAUCGCUCUGUUGUCUAUCUGCUUCAGCCUGCUGGCCUUCAUCAUCACCUUCGUCACCGGAGUCGGAAACUCCAGCAGACGGGACGCUCCGGUGGAGGUCGACACCGGAACCAACGCCAUCCUGGACUCCGAUGAACACGUGGAGCCAGACGGAGGCUCGUGUUCGGCGGUGGCAGCUCUGCUUCACUUCUUCCUGUUAGCCACCUUCGUGUGGAACAGCGUUUACGGCACUGUGAUGCUGUGGGUCAAGGACCAUAGUCUUCCUGCGUUCUGGACGCCACUCAGCUUCGCCGUAGGAUGGGGAGUCCCGGCCGCCAUCAUGGCGAUCACACUGGGCGCCACCUACAGCGUGGACGACCCCCUGGGAUACCGACAGGAGGAGUUUUGCUGGCUCGCCGCUCUGGACCAGAACAAACAGUUCCACUUUGGGAAGCCCAUGUUUUGGGGUUUCCUGCUUCCUGUCGGUCUGAUCCUGAUCUACAACAUGGUUCUGUUGGUUCCGAUCCUGAAAAGCAUCAAACGGUUUUCGUGGAGGAAGUUCCUCAACAGUUUCUCACUGGUGGUAGUACUGGGUCUGUCCUGGUCUCUGGGGUACCUGGUUCUGGUCACUACCGGACACACCCACCUGGUCUUCAGCAUCCUCUUCUGCCUCUGUACAACCACACAGGGGGUUCAGAUAUUCGUCCUCUUCACCGCCAGAGAGAAGUCGUUCAGAGAAGCCGUGUCGCGGUCCGUUAAGAAGGUCUCGUCGGUCAACAUCCAGCUGAAAGACACAAAGUACAGACUGCAGAGGAACUGGAGUACGACCGUCUCCGAGAGCUACCGAGACAUCAGAGACCUGAACUAGUCCUACAGAGACCUGAGAGACCUCUACUAGUCCACCAAAAUUCUGCAGCAACCCGGACCUUCACAAUGCAGAGAACUGGAAGCUAACAUCGACCUUUAGAGGAACUCCUACCUGUUGAUGAUGCCUCCUGGACCCCAGAGUAGAAACCACAUUUCCCAGAAUGCAUUGCAGCAGAAGCCAGAAGCCUGGAGGUCGUCUGAGAGAAUAAGAACAAAAACACUGAUGAAUGUUGAUUUAAUCUGCACGCACUACAAAGUGACUUUCUUUCACAAUUUUAACGUAUUUGAAAUUCAUCAUUUGACACGUUUUAUAUUUCUACUUCAAUAGUACUAGAUUGUACUUAUUCAGUUUGAUGUGACGUUUUAGUUUAAACUUUUUGAGCAGCUUUGUGACUGAAAGAUAGUGAUGAUAUUUGAUAUAUUUAAUACUGAUAACUGAUGAACUGCAAUAAUUAAUUAAUGAAUUAUUAAGACUGGUGAUUGUUACAGAAGCCUGUUGAUCAAACGUGUAACUUUAAAUAAAACAUCUUUUAUUAAAGGAAUAAUUCCACAU